GUUUCCCGCCCCACUGGGGGCGCCCCCCUCGCCACGGCACCAACGCCGCCGAGCAGGCCGUGCCCUGGCCCGCGGGCUACGGGCAGGGAAGCGCCUCGACCGCGGAGUGGAUCAGGGCGAAGAUGGCCGCGGACCUCGGUGCGAUCCGGCCGUUCCCGCUGGAGUGGGGGGACCCACCGGAGGCCGGGCCAGAAGGCGGCACCGUGGAGUGGCCCGAGGGCUGGGGGGUGGGCGCCAAGUCCGUGGGCGAGUGGAUUAGCCAGCGCAUCCUCGAGGCAGAGGAGGCUGCCCUGGGCGGAAAAAUGUCGCUGACCGCUGAGGAGGAAAGUCUCUGGAAGGAACAGCAGAAGGCAGUCGAGAAGUGGGAGGUGAAGGAGAUCAUGCAGUUCCUCGCCUGCGCGAAUAUCCAGUGGGGGGUGGACGACGAGAAGAGCCAGCUUGUCCACUUGGUCCAGACAGUUCAGCGCCAGACGCUAGAGAGAUACUUAGACAAAGUGACGAAGCCUAAAACUGAUGUGGACAGGGCUAAGGUCUGGAAAGAAGCUGUGGACGAGUUCUUGGGCACUUGUCUUGACUCCAUUAACACACGUCCCCCUACGAGAAAGUUCGGCUUCAUUCAUAUUGCAGCCAUGCAUGGCAAUGUCGAUGUGCUCACUCAGUUGGUUAAGCUUAGCGCCGACGUAUUCUUGAAGGCUGACGAUGGCCGCACAGCCAGGGAGAUCGCUCAGAAGCAGGGCCACACGGCCGCCGAGGAGUACCUCGCCGCGGUGGAGCACCGCCACACGCUGGCAUCCCACAAGACGAACCAGCUCAUCCAGGACGAGCUCGCGAGCAUCGGCCAGGAGUCGCUGCAGCCGCGCAUGUUCAAGAGGAACAGGGACACCAUGUUCAUCUACGAGUACGACUCCCAUUUCACCGCCUACAGCAAGCUGUCCCAGCAGCUGGGGUGGGAUUGCUCCGCCAUCUCCAUCCAGAAGGGAGUGACCAAGCUAACGACGAAGUUCGAGCCGCGCGGGACGACCAAGGCGACGGGCCUCGCG
Molecule: messenger RNA, 1040 nt
Organism: Prorocentrum cordatum
Lineage: Eukaryota; Dinophyceae; Prorocentrales; Prorocentraceae
Source: the annotation of a GenBank genome assembly